Metopolophium dirhodum (rose-grain aphid) is the source of this 2898-nucleotide messenger RNA. RefSeq names its product tubulin glycylase 3A-like. Gene Ontology annotation, biological process: cilium assembly; cilium movement; protein polyglycylation. The record is from RefSeq and is a predicted model, not a curated record. Lineage: Eukaryota; Metazoa; Arthropoda; Insecta; Hemiptera; Aphididae. Gene Ontology annotation, cellular component: cilium. Gene Ontology annotation, molecular function: protein-glycine ligase activity, initiating.
AUGAAUUCUAACAAUAACACCUACAAAAGAAAGACAUUGUUGCGUUUGUAUGAAAAAAAUACAUUUCUACAUCAAAAAGAUAAAACUAAAUCAUAUACGCUUAAAAAAAAAAAAAAAAUCGCUCAUCUUCCGAAUAAUGAAUUUCACAAUGAGGUAAACCCACAUUUAACCGCAAACAAUAUUAAAACAAAUGAUACACAAGACGGUUUUGAUCAAACUCUGGAAUUUAAAGAAGAAUGCAAAAUCCCAGGACUGUCAAAAACGAGCAGCCUCAACACAAGAUAUGAACUAAAUUUUAAAAACUAUAUUCAAGAACUUCAUAAUGCAUUGAUAAAAGAGUGCAGUUAUAAUUUAUUAAAUUUGAAUUCAUUAAAUUUAACAUCAGACGUUGAAUCUUUGACGAGUAUCACUAAUCGAACGUUGAAAGCUAUAAAGGAUCAAAAAAUCUUUUCAAUAUUAGGAUAUUUUCCAACAAUUUCUCUUGAGCUGAAAAACCGUGGUUGGGUGGAAAAACGAGAUCCUAACAGACAACCAAUAAAUUAUUUACAUUAUUUGAAAUCAUCACCAUACAUGGUUAAUUGGAUUGAAUCUCCUCCACUGAUAUCGUCAAUUAAUAAAAAUGAUGCCGCCAUAGAACGCUUGAAAAGUGUGCAAUCGUGGACUAUUCUUAAAAAUAAAAAAUCUGAUUAUAUUUUCGUUACUAGAAAACAGUUGAUUAAUUGGUCUACUUUAAGUAAAUUGACAUCCAUCAGUCAGAUGACAAGACACGUAUUUUGUACCAAAGAUGGUUUGGCACAAUGUUUGGAAUAUUACAAAAAUUCUGUGACAAAUUUGAUGUUUCCAAGAUGUCAUUAUAUUAGAUCCGAAGCAGACAGUGAAGCAUUUGUGGAAGAUUACAUUACAACAGCAUUAGUAAGCACACUGAAGAUAAUAGUACAAGCUAUUGAGAAUAAUAAGAUGAUUUUUACAGCAAACGGCAAUAUACCAUAUACAAUUAUUGAUUUUGUGAAACUAUGUAUAUUCAAAUUUCUGAAUAAGCAAAAAACUGGUAGUACAGAAACAGAUAUGUGGAAAUUUAAGAAUCAAAAAAAAGUAUGGAACGAAUUUAUGAUUUAUUACUCAAAACUGAUCAUCGAUAGUAAUGCCAAAUUUGAUCACGAGUAUAUAUAUGAAUUAGAACUAGAUGUUUAUGCCAAAUGUAAAUAUUUACUUGGAGAAGUAAAGACAUAUUGCCCACAACACUAUAUAGAUGGAAUAACCAAUACAUGGAUAAUAAAACCCACGUCAAACUGUUCUGGUCACGGAAUUAUGUUGUCUAGAGACUUGCACACUAUAAAACGAAAAAUCACUGUAGCCGAUGUCUUUAGAAAAAGUUGUAUUUUACAAAAAUAUAUCGAAAGACCCCUUUUGGUCUACGCAUGUAAGAUUGAUUUGCGACAAUGGUUUUUAGUGACGAAUAUGAGUCCAGUAGUUGUGUGGAUGUACAAAGAGGGUUACGUUCGAUUUUGUGCCAACAGUUUCUCCAUGAAAAAAAUGGAUGAAUCUAUUCACCUCAGCAAUGUCAGGCUGCAAACAAAAUAUCGAAAAAUUAGGAAUCCACAAGUACCCGAAGAAUGCAUGUGGAAUUACAGUGAACUACAAGACCAUUUGAGAAAAAUUGGACAAGAAUACGUAUGGGAUGAAUUGAUAUUUCCUGGAAUGUGCGAAAGUAUUUACGCUGUAUUACAGGCCGCGAUGGACACUACGAUACACCGUGACAAAACUUUUCAAUUGUUUGGAGCCGAUUUCUUGAUCACCGAAAACUUUAUUCCGUAUUUGAUCGAGAUUAAUUCCACUCCCGGACUGAAUCCGUCGACGAGCGUUAUUGCCAACUUGGCUCCUGUUCUCCUUAGUGACAUCGUGAAAGUGACGGUGGAUUACGAAAAAAACUCGAAAGCCGACACGGGACUGUUUGUAAUGGUUGUUCCGGAAAAGUGUAAGCCAGCCGUCGCCACGGUUCCGGUAGACAGCGGAAAACCCAUUGAUUCGUCGGUGGUAUAUGCGGUAGGGCCACCUGCGCUAACGACGGGUUACAACCAGCGGAUGGCCAGCAUGCAGAAGAAUCUGGCUGAUAUGCGGGUACAAAUGGUCGCCAAAAAGACUGAACGAGACACACGACGUUAUGUGGGUGUAAACCGUGACCUAUUAUUGGGGAACAGGAACUUAAUAUAAUAUAAUCCAGUGGUCGAUGCAAUUUAUUAAAUUGAUAAAUUAUUUGAUAGUAAGAAAUUAAUCAAUAAAAUAGUUGUCUAAAAUAAAGAUGUCAAAAAAAAUAUUAUUUUUUUGAUUAUAAAGUACCUAAUGACAAAGUAAAGAAAAAAAUUAAAAUCAAAUGUAUGUUUAAUUUUAGCUUCAUUACGGAGAGAAGAAAAACCAAAAAAAAACCGACCGAAAUAGGAACGAUAAUAACUCUAAAUAGACACCACAGCCACCAUCAUACUAUAAACAUCAUACACCAUCAUACUACUGACCAUGAUUUUAAAAAAAAUAAUAUUAUUACAGUUUUAUGGUUGUUGUAACCGUUUUAAAAUUUAAAGCCCACCGGCGUUCUCUUCAUUAACAAAAUAUUACAUCAUUUUCAUUUGCUCGAUACUAAUAGCAUUUCAAAAAAUUAUCAGAUUCAUUAUAGCUGGGUGACCCGAACAACGAAAUUUCAUAAUUAUUGUGUGCAGCGCAGACUAAUUGUUGGAUGGAUCAUCAAACGCUCUGGGAUUGAAACCAAGAGGAUCUAUAAUACUGCAAUAUCCAUAUACGGGUCUAUAUGAAAUUCCUCCGAUCUUCCAAAAAUUUGUUGAAGAAUUGCUAUUAUUGAUUGAUAAUGAUAUUGAUUUUUACGGCAAAACAAUCUUCUCUGAUAUU